UGCUACAUGUGCUUCGAUGAAGAAGAUUCCGAAGAAAACCCAAUGAUCACUCCCUGUAAAUGUAGCGGAGAUACCAAGUACGUCCAUGUGGAUUGUCUCCGCAAGUGGCAUACGGCGGAAGCCGACAACCAGAUCUGCUUCCUCUCGUCUGUCGACGCCACCUGUUCCGUCUGCAAAAGUACCUUCAAGUCCGAUUUUAAGCUCAAGGAUGGACGUCACCUUAAGCUAUUCAAGUCCUCCUUGGAGCCUCCAUACGUUUCGCUGCUGGUGGCCACCAAGCACGAAAUGGCCCAGCGGCUUUUCAACACGCGAUUCCAGCUAUCCUUUAGCACCCUGAUGAAGCCCGAUGGCAAAAACGCUACACGCCCGCUACUUUUGGGGCGCUCUUCUGGAUCCGACAUGGUCUUGGAUUAUCGCACGGUCUCUGCUCGCCACGCCUCUAUUCGCUUUAAGAAUGGGGAAUUCAUCUUUACGGAUGGCGGCUCGUCCAACGGCUCCUAUCUUUAUUUACGGAAGCCCUUGGAACUGUCCCCAUCCCAGGCCGUACAGUUUCGUCUGGGGCGUUCGAUGAUC
Molecule: messenger RNA, 573 nt
Organism: Phaeodactylum tricornutum CCAP 1055/1
Lineage: Eukaryota; Bacillariophyta; Bacillariophyceae; Surirellales; Neidiaceae
Exons: 1
Molecular function (GO): zinc ion binding; protein binding
Source: RefSeq, a predicted model, not a curated record